This is a messenger RNA of Brassica oleracea var. oleracea, 1445 nucleotides long. Its product is annotated as 1-acylglycerol-3-phosphate O-acyltransferase-like. Lineage: Eukaryota; Viridiplantae; Streptophyta; Magnoliopsida; Brassicales; Brassicaceae. The record is from RefSeq and is a predicted model, not a curated record. The transcript has 8 exons. The coding region runs from base 81 to 1283 and encodes 400 amino acids. Gene Ontology annotation, molecular function: A2-type glycerophospholipase activity.
GUCUUCGUGACAAAUUCAGAAUUUAACUGUAAAUUAAAAAAAAAAUCCGAGAUUCCUUGAUUUGUGGAUUCCGGUCAACAAUGGCGGAGGAAAUCUCAAAGUCAGCGGGCGAUUCAUCUGCCGCUACGGCGGCUGCUACGAACGCGGCGAAGUCGAAAUGGAAAAUCUUGAGGCCCAAUUCACUCCGGUGGAUACCGACCUCCACCGAUAACACCAUCGCCGCCGAGAAGCGUCUUCUCUCCAUCCUCAAGACGCGGUAUGUACAGGAGCAAGUCAACAUUGGUUCAGGACCACCAGGCUCCAAAGUCAGGUGGUUUAGGUCUUCCAGCAAUGAGUCUAGGUACAUCAACACUGUCUCCUUUGACGCCAAGGAGGGAUCUCCCACUCUUGUCAUGGUUCAUGGAUACGGUGCUUCUCAAGGCUUCUUCUUUCGUAACUUUGAUGCCCUUGCGAGUCGGUUCAGGGUCAUCGCUAUUGAUCAACUUGGGUGGGGUGGAUCAAGUAGACCUGAUUUUACGUGUAAAAGCACAGAAGAGACAGAGGCAUGGUUUAUAGACUCAUUUGAGGAAUGGCGUAAAUCCAAGAAUCUCAGCAACUUUAUUCUAUUAGGACACUCUUUUGGUGGUUAUGUUGCUGCUAAGUACGCUCUCAAGCAUCCUGAGCAUGUUCAACACUUGGUUCUGGUGGGGUCUGCUGGGUUUACUGCAGAAUCAGAUCCCAAAUCAGAAUGGCUCACUAAGUUCAGAGCAACAUGGAAAGGUGCUGUUCUGAAUCAUUUGUGGGAGUCUAACUUCACUCCUCAGAAGCUGGUUAGAGGAUUAGGUCCUUGGGGUCCAGGUCUUGUGAACCGGUAUACAAGUGCAAGAUUUGGUGCACAUUCGGAGGGAACUGAGCUAACAGAUGAGGAAUCCAGAUUGCUUACCGAUUAUGUGUAUCAUACUUUGGCUGCAAAGGCUAGUGGAGAGCUGUGCUUGAAAUACAUCUUCUCAUUUGGAGCAUUUGCUCGGAAGCCCCUCUUACAAAGCGCAUCAGAUUGGAAAGUGCCAACUACUUUUAUCUAUGGGAUGAAUGAUUGGAUGAACUAUCAAGGCGCAGUGGAAGCGAGGAAACACAUGAAGGUCCCUUGCGAAAUCAUUCGUGUUCCACAGGGUGGCCAUUUUGUGUUCAUAGACAACCCAUCUGGUUUUCAUUCGGCAGUGCUUUAUGCUUGCCGUAAGCAUUUAUCUCAAGACCAAGACUCCUCUCAUCAAGAACAACUCCCAGAUGGUUUGCGAUUGGUUUAGUCGUGCUAUGUUGUUCUUUUACAUUUCAACUACAUUAUAUAUGUACACAUGCAAGAAUAUAAGAGAACAUAAAAAAAAUAAAAAAAAGAAGGAAUCUUUUAAAAUUUUCAAAUUCUUUUCCAUUUUGGUUGUGUUUGAAGUCUCUGAAGUUCCAAAUGUCAU